This is a messenger RNA of Plasmodium cynomolgi strain B, 366 nucleotides long. RefSeq names its product CYIR protein. The transcript has 2 exons. Lineage: Eukaryota; Apicomplexa; Aconoidasida; Haemosporida; Plasmodiidae. The record is from RefSeq and is a predicted model, not a curated record. The annotation marks the transcript as partial.
GAUUUGGAUCGCUCAAAAAUACGAGAUGUUAUAUCAGAAAAUAAUUCGUAUAACAAUGUAAAAUGUACUUCAGAUGAUUUAUCAGAGUAUGAACAGUUAAAGAAAAAGGGAUUAAAUGAUUUGGAAAUUUAUAAAGAACAAUUUAAGAGUAAAUAUCCUAAAAGGAAAGUUCCUAUAUUAGCUUUGUCUGGAGAGAAAAUAAUACCACCUGAAUUUAAAAUGUUGCCAACUGUAAGAACUCGUUUAAAUUACGCAUUUUUCAUACCAUAUUGCACUAUAUUUAUAUUAAUUAUUUUUUACAUCUUUAUUAAAGUUGUAAAAUAUCACAGAUUAGAAGAUGGAACGGGUAAAUUGAACUUUAAAUAA